AUGGACACCGUUCCCAGAAGGAGGCGAUCGGCAGGUUCUAGCGAGCCUGAAACUUCCGGUGUGAAUCAAGAACAGCUAUAUCAGACAGCCUUGGGCCAAGCCAAUCAGGAGAUGACUCCCUCGGGGAUCAUGCUAAGUGGAGAAGCUUCCCCCGGGAUGAUGGAGUCAGGUGGUAUACCUAGCUCUGUAGCGGCGGUGCCUCUUCCGGAGGCCCAUCCUUUCUACAGUUCAAGGGCCAAGGCCGAGGUACAGUUGGCCCGAUCAAGGCCUAGUACUUUGGAUGAUGAUGGUAGAAGAUUACAAUCGGAAGUCAAUGAAACUGCGUUAGGAGAUCCUGGGUUUUCCUCGGGGCAAGAGCCGAACUAUGGUUCCUUGGAAGAGUUUCAGGGAGCUGCGGAAGUUCCAAGAGUUGCUCGUGUUGAGUCUGGGGUAGAAAGGCCUGUGGAUGAGUAUGUAGAGCGCAAAGAGGCAGCGAUUGGUGGUGGAACAUCAGUGCAAGGUACUCAAGGUGAGGAAGGAGCUGCUCCGCCUGGAAUAGUGCAGGGACGAGUGGCUCAGCUACCGGCGGUUGGGACCCCGUUUGGGGAGGAUUCGAGAGAACUUAUUCCUGCUGAGGCAAGCAGAGUGGAGCGACUUGAAUCCCUCUUGCUGGAGGUCGUGGAAGAAAAUAAGUCUUUGAAGCGGCGCCUGCAGACGGAGUCCAAUUCGAGCUGGGAGACGGGAGUAACGCGUCAGGCUCAUGGUGAGCAUGGAUUCCCGGCCUCUCCGGCCUCCUUCGGCCAAGGACAGCAAUUCCUCCUUGCAGAUUCAUCGUCUAGCGCGGUGGUCUGCGGGAAUUGGUUGGCCCAGGCGAAGGGCGUGACUGAGGAGUCAGGUCCUGGGUCUGAGAGUGUCAGCAAUACAGCUGGUGCAGCGGUUGCUAGUGCAAGCUCGGGUACCGGGGUUAGUCAGGAGGCUUUGUUGGCGGAGGCGGCGAAGCUGUUGAAGGGGGUAUCGCUUAAGCCCAUUAGGAUUGACAACCCCGAGCUUGACUUGACAUGGCUCCGCAGUGCGCUUACGAGUGCCUCUGACCCCUCUUUUUGUUUGGUAGACAGUGGUGCGACAAACGCGUUAAGACCCGCUUGCGAUCAGGAGUUACAGGGCUGCAGGGUCAUACAUGUUGAUCUGGCGAGCGGAGGGACAGACCUAAGGGUCAAUGAAUGCGGGACCUUGCUCCAUGCCGGACAAUGCCAGGUUAUUUUACCAGCCAACUACCUUAUUGAGCUAGGCUUCUCUAUCUCUUGGAAGAAAAAGGGGUGUAAGAUUAGGAGGCCUAAGACUGGGGUGUUGGAUGUACAGGUAGUAAAGGGUUGUCCUCUGAUUCCUCGGGAUGUUGGUUUGCGGCUUCUCCAGGAAUAUGAGGAGCGGGUGACCCAGGGUCGAGGGAUGCGUAAGCUGGGUUUUGAGGACGUGCCUUCAGGGUUGACUAAGGAAUCUGUGCGAGGUUGGUUAAGGGAUCAGCUUAGCGGUGGCUUGGCAGGUUCUUUGACGGAUACCAUCCAGGUAGCCUUUCUGCGGGUAUUUCUUCCUCACUUGCCUUUGGAACUAUUGGCAAGGGCGUGUGUGUCUAUCGAGCCUAGUUGUUUGACUGACCAGUUACCAACACUAUGGAAUAGACGCCUUCGUAGGUCCAUUGAAAGGGGAGCGCCGGAAUCCGAAGGGUUACGAAGCUUUGGAAGGGUUUUACGGGUUCCUAGCUCUGAGAGAGGUUUAGGGAGCAAAGAGGCGUUCAGCCAGCUGUUGGUAUGGGCGGCUUCUGGUGUGUUCGGAGGGCUGGUAGCCGGUCCUGAUCUUUCUAGUUUUCGGGGAUCCACAAACGAAGAGUGGACGGAGUUUCUGGUGUGGAACUUGCGUUUCUUGUUACUCGUUGGGGUCGCGCAGGCUGCGAAGGACCUUAAAGUAACUUCCGAGGGUAUGAAUAGUGAUUGUGGGUUAGAUGAGGUUCCUAGCGAUAUUAGGGAUCCUCGGGAGCUUGUAGAAUGGGCCUUGGCCCGCGCGGCAGCGAAGCUGGGACAGCAGAGACCAGAACCGGGUCGUACGGCUGUGGCACUGGCGGAGCCGGUCUUUGUAGCUUGGGAGCAGCCGGUGUCUGGGUCUUUGCCUCAAGAAGGGACUGGAUUGCCUUCGGUUGAUUUUCAUGUUGGGGACCUACCAGCGGUGUAUGGUUGGAAUCGGGUAGUUUGCGAUUUUCGGUUGUAUGGGUCCGCCGGAGGAGUAACCCAAUUGUGGACAUCUUCUUGGUUUCUCUACGAAGGGUUGGGAGGUGAUUCGCAGUCCGGGCCUUUGGAAACUAGGUUAGAUGAGGUUGCCGAGCGGAGGGUGUUGCUACGUAAACUUACGGAGUCCGAGAGGUACGCACUUCACGUGGCAAGGGAUCAUUCUACGUACCUUAAGGGGUGCCCGGUGUGUAUUCAGGCGCAGGGUCGAAGGCGGUCCCAUUGGCGGUCGUCUUUUCCUUCUGUACAUUCGGCAUCAUUUGAUCUAGCGGGCCCUUUUAUUGCGGGUCAGUCGUUCGAUCCUGUAGCUUCGGGUAGAGAUAAAGGGGGUGGUUACCGUUACUUCUUAACGUGUUCGUAUGCGGUUCCUACAGGGUAUGUGCCGUUGGAAGUGGAAGCGCCUGAUACCAAGUCGGGGGGCGCACAACAGCUGGAAGUAGAUGCCGGUCUUGGGGAACCCGAGCUGUUUCCAGAGUUGUUUGGGUCUUCGGAUGACGUGGUGUUGAGUGCGGUGUCCCAUAGGGUCCGGGGGAAGAAGCCUGAGGUUGAGGUUGAGGGUGGUGUAGGUCCCAUUGAUUGUGGGGACGGGUUCUCCAUGGCCGCUGGCAAGAAUCUCACCCUUUUCCUCGGAGUUCCUUUAAGGACAAAAGGGGGCCGUGAGGUCCUAGGUCAGAUCCAGGCACUUAUCAAUAAGUUGGAGGCGUUUGGACUGCCAGUGCAGAGGUUUCACGCUGAUAGGGCUCAGGAGCUUAGAUCGAAGGCUCUUGUCCUUUGGCUUCGGGAUAAGGGGAUUCACACCUCUUGGACGCCAGGGGAGGCGCCAGCGGGCAAUCAUGCGGAGUUAGCGGUUCAGAAUCUAAAGGGUGGGGUGCGUCGGUUGCUCCUUACUGCUGGGCUUCCUAAAACGUUUUGGCCGCUGGCUCUCUUGCAUGCGUCGACUCGGAACUGGCAUGUUUUUGCGGAAGCACUUGGUGUGCUUCAGCCCGUUAUGCUCCCAUUUGGUGCACCUGUUGAAGCUCGUAAGCGAACCCAAACUGGUUACGCGGCCCAGUGGCAAGCUAGGACUGUUAGGGGCACUUAUGUGGGUCAUGCUCCUAAUACGCCAGGGGGCCAUUUGGUUCUAGUGGACGAUGAAGGUGUGAAGAAAGUUCUGUUGACUAGUACCGUGUUCCCCUUAGCGAAGGGUUGUGCCGGGCCGCCGAAGCCGCGAUUUCGUCUGAAGGGGAAGCGCUCCUCUUUUGCGACUAGGGUCGUAGCUGCGUCCCCUUUGGGGCCUCUGUCAUUGCUCAGGUGUGAUGCCAGGUUUGCACCUGGGGGGGAGUCCUUCCUAGAUUCGGAUUUCUGGUUUGAGCCUGAGGAAGACCCCAUAGACCCCACGGGCUCCGAUUUUGAAGAUAGGAGUGUGGUAAGGGUUUCUUGUUUUGAGGGUUCGGAUGAGGAAUCCGGGGGAGAAGGGUCUUUUCCUGGGUGCGACGGUGUGAUCAUGAGUGGGAUAGAGGCCAAGGCAGGUCGGUUUGAGGAUUGGGUUCAGACCUUGUUGGUGGAUGGGGAGUUCACCGAUGUGGAGUGUUUGGAGGUCCUUCGUAAGGUGGCUGAAGUGCUUCCUGUAACUCGUAGACCAGUAGCUGCGGAGGGAAGUCGGGCAGGCCUAUUGGGUCUGUAUGCCGUGGGAGGCUUCCAAGGAGUAUCGAAUUUGGCCAGGCAGCUUCCUUUGGUCACGAGGUAUUUGAAUCGCUUUAUGGAGUAUCAGGGGUUAGGGUGUGCUUGGACAACGGUGUAUGUGUCCCACAAUAGCUAUAUGUCGUUGCAUCGUGACCUUAGGAAUGCGCCGGAGUUUCCUAUUUUUGUUAAGGCCAUAGGGGAGUUUAAGGGAGGAGGUCUAUGGUUAGAGGAUGUGGAUGGUGCGUCGUGUCGAACACUGCCCAAUGGUUUGAAGAUUGCGGGCACCGUGCAUGACUUGCGCAAAGGGCCAGUAGUGUUCUCGGGUCAACGGUGGCAUGCUUCGGAAGACUGGCAAGGGGAUCGUUGGAUCCUUUCAGCUUUUGUUCCUCGAGAGUACCGGAGCGCCAUUGUAGAUUGCGGCGAGGAGCUACGAGGGCUAGGCUUUCCCCUUGAUAGGCUAGUGGAGCCCGAACCUACUGCUUCCCUGCGGAAAGAAGUCGUUCCAGUAGAGGUAGGUAACGAUGAGAUAGUGAUUGAAGCUUGGGACGUAGAUGUACCGAGUCCGGUGUUGGGUGAAGAUGAGUAUCUUGACUGGGUUGGUUGUCAUGGACAGGUUGCACGCCUGUGUAAGGUUCUAGCUGAUGAGCUUUGUGACGUUCAAGGGGACCCUGAAAGUUUUAGUUCUUUGGCAGAGCAGCUGUGGUGUGCUGAGUCUCAGAGGGACUGGUUAGAGCAGGUACUUUGUAGCUGCAGGCUGGAUGAAGAUCUGUUAGGGUCGAUCCGAGCUUUGAAUGUAGAAGUACCCUUAGCGGAAUCUUCCGAGCACGGUAAUGAUCAGUUUCUCCAGACUCGGAAUGUGAGCCUGCUAGAAGCCAGGAAGGAGCUAGGUAAAUGGAGGGACCCUGCGAAGGAUGAAGUAGUCAGCUUGGAAGACACCAAUCGGGCUGUUGAUAGGGUUACGGUUGCUGAUGUUGAUCGGUGGAUUAAAGAAGGGAUAUCGGUAGUACAGUUGCCGGGUAAAGCGGUACUAACCAGGAAGGCAGGUACAGGGAAGCGAAGAUGCCGGGCCGUGUGUUGCGGAAAUUACUUGCCUACGGAGAAGUUGGGAUUGACUCGAGAGGAACUGUAUGCAUCUGGUGCCGAGUCCUUGUCGGUAAAGGUGGCGGUAGUGUUCGCAGCCAUGCAUCCGAGUUGGAUUGGAGUGACGAUAGAUGUUAAGUCUGCGUUCUUGUAUGCGCCGAUCCGAACUGAGAAUCAAGGGUUGGAAGAAAGGAUAAUUGUACGCCCGCCACACUUCCUUGUGGAAUUGGGGAUUCUGACCUCGGAGCAUCGUUGGUGGAUUAGGAAAGCCCUGUAUGGGCUGCCGACUUCUCCGCGUGACUGGGGUAGGUAUCGUGAUGGUGAGUUUCGAAAACUUCGGAUUCCCCACGCUGGGGGAGAAUACCAUCUUGUCCAGCUUAAGUCGGACGAUGCGCUUUGGGUGCUGCGACGGAACACUGAAGAUGGACUUGGGGAUGUAGCCGGUAUCCUGGCGGUCUAUGUUGAUGAUCUAGCAUUGUUUGCGGAGCAGGGGCUGGCUCAGUCGUUCAUUCAAGUGGUGCAGACGCUCUGGAAGACGUCCGACCCGGAGUGGAUCGGAGAAUCCGCAGUGACCUUCUGUGGGAUGGAAGUUUCUCGAUCUCCUACGGGAUACAAGUUGUCGCAGGUGGCUUACAUCCGAGAACUGUUACAGCGCUACAAUGUCACGGAGGAUGCGGCGGUGCCCAUUACGAAAUGGACUGAUCCAGAGUUACCAGAGUCGGUGACACCGGAGGAAGUUAAAGAGGCGCAGGCCAUAACAGGCGCUCUGUUGUGGGUUUCGACGCGUACGCGCCCGGAUAUAUCGUAUGCUGUGUCACGUUGCGGCCAAAUGGCCACGAAGGUUCCGCAGCUGUCGAUUAGUGUCGGUAUGCAGACGCUUAAGUACUUGAGGUCUACAGCGGAGUUUGCAAUGGAAGUUCCGUUUGAAGUAGGAAGCCCGUUUGCCGACCACGGUUUGUUGUCGAUACCAAGGUCUCCUAAAGUGUUGGAAGUGUACACCGACGCCUCGCAUAGCCCUGGUGGGGAUAGAUCGAUGCAGUCCUUAGUGAUUGUGUGGCAAGGGGUACCCAUUGCUUGGGAAACGACGAGGCAAGCUUUCACAACUCUGUCUAGUGCAGAGGCAGAGUUGGUGUGCAUGAUACACGGGACCCAGUUAUCUGAAUGCAUCCAAUCGUUGUUGGACGAACUGUUAGAGGAGGACAGUCUCGUUUCACUUCUCUGCGACAAUCAAGCCGCUUUACGGUCCUUCGACACCGUGAGCACGGGCUGGCGUAGCCGCCACUUAAGAAUGAGAGCGAUCUCUGGCAGAGAGCGAGUGGAGGCAGGUAUCCUACGUGUGUCCCAUAUCCCAGGAACCCUGCAGGUGGCGGACAUAGGAACCAAACCGCUAGGGAGGUCCCGUAUCUUACAAUUGCUUAGUCUCAUCGGGAUUGGGGGUGCAAAGACUAGUGAUUCGGAGGCUGCUUCCGCUCGAGUGCUAAGUCGCGGUGUGUAUGAUGAGUUGAGCACUACUACCAUCGCAUCUGCCAAAGUGCUGGCAGGACUCACUCUGCUUGCACUGAUCCCGCGGGCGAAGGGUCAGCCGGACCAGCAAGGACUUCAGGAAGGUUACAAUUGGCUACUUUGGACCGUGGCAUGGGUUGUGACCGGGGUUUGUGUACUGUGCUCGGGUUGGCUUUGGGUAGGCGAGGGCCGUUGGAGGUUGCUUCAGGGUCUUUUGGAAAGGGUUCGAGGGGUUGAGACUUCUGGGAUUCAGGGUGACGGGGAGCCUAUUGUAGACGCUGCGGAAUCUGAUGACUUUACCGAUGAAGAGUGGCGUGUGGCCCAGAUGAAGCUCGAAGAGUCAGAGAGGCGUUCUGGUUUAACGCUUGUGCAGCGGGCGAGGGUUCGUAAACAGGUUGCGGCAGGAGGUGUGGUCGAUGUCCCGAGUUUCUUGCAAAGAUUCGGCCCCGAGCCAUCGUGGUUCACUGGUGUUGAAGCCAACGAUCCAUCUGCAGCCUCAGAAGAUCCUUUAGAGCCUCCGGCAGCUCCAGUUGCUGCUGCUUCAUCUUCUGAUGGACCUCUAGAGCCCCUAGUAGCGAACGUCGCUGUUGACUUGUUGCCGGAAGGACCUCCCGAAACCCCAGUAGCCGGGAGUCCUGCGGUUUUGCCAGACGAAAGUCCCCUAGGGGUUCGUGGACUAGAAAGGCCGCGUGUAGGCUUGUGGGACUUAGUGAAUCUGUGCACUCGGCAUGGAGAUUUGCUGGCGGAGUUGCUGGGUAUUCGCGAAAGGGCGUGGAUACGACUUAGCUGGGCUGCAGUAGCACUACUUCGACAUCCAAUGCUGGGUCUAUUGGUUCAGUUGUUUGAUACAGGGAUGAACCAAAGUGCCUUUGAGGGUCAAGAUUGGGAAGUAGAGCUGAGGGCUGUACCGGGUGAGCAGGGUAUCCAGUGGGUCCCGAGGUUUAUGCGACCGAGGGUUGAAGAGUCGUCCAGGGAUAGGGGUGACUUUGGUCCCUUGGAUUCAGAGGUCCAGUUCAGGGGGAGUCCUAGGGGUAGUAGUUCUGGGAUUCCAGGCCCGUUGGAUUCAGAGGUCCAGUUCAGGGGGAGUCCUUUUGCGCACCAACUUGGGUGUAGUGACGGCGCCAUAGAAGCUCCAGAUCUUGAUGUUCCGGCAGCACAUAGUUCUUCCAGCCAUGGGAUGGGUGUGCCAGCUUUUGAAGAGACAGGGCAUUAUUAUGAAGAUUUGUUCCCUACCGAAGGGUACAUGGACUCGUGGCCCCUUGUUGGGUCUUGGAUUCAGGUGCAUUAUGUGAUGCAGUUGUGCUCGACGGCAGGGGAUACGAUUCUGUGGUUCCUAGGACUUCAUUGUGCGGAGUGGUUUAGGCUGCUUCGUACCUCGGGAGGUGUAAGAGUUGCGGUAGUUGGUGCCGUAGCUGAGGUGUUAAGGCGAGGUCCGAGGGCCCUGGCUUACGAAGGUCACGGGUGGUUCGAGGCGGUUAGUCAUUGGAUGGUUCAUGGUGAUCCGGUCGGACAAGACCCGGAGGCUGAUGCAGUUGAUGCCGGGGAUGCGUAUCUACAGAAUCCGCAUGCGAUUGAGCCGUUUGCUGAAGAGGUCGAUAUAGAUGAUGAUCCUGGGUUAGAUGACCAUCCUCAUCGUGAUAGGCCUUUUCCCCCGCCUCUUCAGCUAGCCUGCUUUAGGAUUACUGUUCCCUGA
Symbiodinium sp. CCMP2592 is the source of this 8193-nucleotide messenger RNA. The record is from the annotation of a GenBank genome assembly. Lineage: Eukaryota; Dinophyceae; Suessiales; Symbiodiniaceae.